AUGCGGAUAAAGUUCGCGUGGAGCCAUUUUGUGUCGAUUUUAAUCGUCUUUUUUGCAAUGUACUCUGGACGAUCACAAGCAUUGCAUUGCUAUUUGGCCUUCAGUUCAAAUCCAACCUACUUCUUUGAUAUUUUCUCUCUCUUGUUUUUCUUUUCUCUCUCUCUUGUUUUUCUUUUCUCUCUCUCUUGUUUUUCUUUUCUCUCUCUCUUGUUUUUCUUUUCUCUCUCUCUUGUUUUUCUUUUCUCUCUCUUUGUUUUUUUUUCUUCUCUUUUUUUCUCUUUAGUCUCUUUUUUUUUCUUUUCUCUCUCUCUUGUUUUUCUUUUCUCUCUCUCUUUUUUUUUUUUUCUCUCUCUCUUGUUUUUCUUUUCUCUCUCUCUCUUGUUUUUCUUUUCUCUCUCUCUCUUGUUUUUCUUUUCUCUCUCUCUUGUUUUUCUUUUCUCUCUCUCUUGUUUUUCUUUUCUCUCUCUUUUCCCCCUUUUCCUCCUCUCCUUGACACUCAACCCUGAAGAUAGGUCUGAUAUUGGGUUCUCUCUCUCUCUCUCCCACCAUUUCUUUUCAUUUCCACUGUCUCACUUCUUUUCCAUCCUCUCACUUUUCUCUCUCUUUUUUCUUUUCUCUUUUCUUUUCUCUCUCUCUUUUCGCUCUCUUUUCUCUCUCUCUCUUUUCGCUCUCUUUUCUCUCUCUCUCUUUUCGCUCUCUUUUCUCUCUCUCUCUUUUCGCUCUCUUUUCUCUCUCUCUCUUUUCGCUCUCUUUUCUCUCUCUCUCUUUUCGCUCUCUUUUCUCUCUCUCUCUUCUCUCUUUUCACUCUCUUUUUUUCUCUUUUCACUCUCUUUUUUUCUCUUUUCUCUCUUUCCUCUCUUUUCUCUCUCUUUCCUCUCUUUUCUCUCUCUUUUUUCUCUCUUUUUUUUUCUCUCUUUCUUCUCUCUUUUUUCUCUCUUUUUUCUCUCUCUUUUUUCUCUCUCUUUUUUUCUCUCUCUUUUUUCUCUCUUUUUUUUCUCUCUCUUUUUCUCUCUUUUUUUUCUCUCUCUUUUUUCUCUCUCUUUUUUUCUCUCUUUUUUUUCUCUCUUUUUUCUCUUUUUUUCUCUCUCUUUUUUUCUCUCUUUUUUUUCUCUCUUUUUUUCUCUCUUUUUUCUCUCUCUUUUUUCUCUCUCUUUUUUUUCUCUCUUUUUUCUCUCUUUUUUUUCUCUCUUUUUUUUCUCUCUCUUUUUUCUCUCUCUUUUUUCUCUCUCUUUUUUUUCUCUCUUUUUUCUCUCUCUUUUUCUCUCUCUUUUUUCUCUCUCUUUUUUCUCUCUCUUUUUUUCUCUCUCUUUUUUUUCUCUCUCUUUUUUCUCUCUCUUUUUUUCUCUCUCUUUUUUUCUCUCUCUUUUUUCUCUCUUUUUUUCUCUCUCUUUUUUCUCUCUUUUUUUCUCUCUCUUUUUUCUCUCUCUUUUUUCUCUCUUUUUUUUCUCUCUCUUUUCUUUUCUCUCUCUUUUUCUUUUCUCUCUCUUUUCUUUUCUCUCUCUUUUUUUUCUCUCUCUUUUUUCUUUUCUCUCUCUUUUCUUUUUCUCUCUCUUUUUUCUUUUCUCUCUCUUUUUCUUUUCUCUCUCUUUUCUUUUCUCUCUCUUUUCUUUCUCUCUCUUUUUUUUUCUCUCUCUUUUCUUUUCUCUCUUUUUUUUUCUCUCUCUUUCUUUCUCUCUCUCUUUUCUUUUCUCUCUCUUUUCUUUUCCCUCUCUUUUCUUUUUUCUCUCUUUUCUUUUCUCUCUCUUUUCUUUUUCCUCUCUUUUCUUUUCUCUCUCUUUUCUUUUCCCUCUCUUUUCUUUUUUCUCUCUUUUCCUUUUCUCUCUUUUCUUUUCCCUCUUUUUUUUUUCUCUUUCUUUUUCCUCUCUUUUCUUUUUUCUCUCUUUUCUUUUCUCUCUCUUUUUCUUUUCUCUCUCUUUUUUUUUUCUCUCUCUUUUUUUUCUCUCUCUUUUUUUUCUCUCUCUUUUUUUUUUCUCUCUCUUUUUUUUUCUCUCUCUUUUCUUUCUCUUUUUUUUUUUUUCUCUCUCUUUUCUUUUCUCUCUUUUUCUUUUCUCUCUCUUUUUUCUUUUCUCUCUCUUUUUCUUUUCUCUCUCUUUUCUUUUCUCUCUCUUUUCUUUUCUCUUUUUCUUUUCUCUUUUUUCUUUUCUCUCUCUUUUUUUUUCUCUCUCUUUUCUUUUUCUCUCUCUUUUUUUUCUCUCUUUUUUCUUUCUCUCUUUUCUCUCUUUUUUCUCUUUCUCUUUUCUCUCUCUUUUCUCUCUUUUCUCUCUCUUUUUCUCUUUCUCUCUCUUUUUUUCUCUCUUUUUCUCUCUUUUUCUUUUUUUCUCUCUUUUUCUUUUCUCUCUCUUUUUCUUUUCUCUCUCUUUUUCUUUUCUCUCUCUUUUUCUUUUCUCUCUUUUCUCUCUUUUUUCUCUCUUUUCUCUCUUUUCUCUCUCUUUUCUCUCUUUUCUCUCUCUUUUUUUCUCUCUUUUUCUCUCUCUUUUUUUUCUCUCUUUUCUCUCUCUUUUUUUUCUCUCUUUUCUCUCUCUUUUUUUUCUCUUUUCUCUCUCUUUUUUUCUCUUUUCUCUCUCUUUUUUUCUCUCUUUUUCUCUCUCUUUUUUUUUCUCUUUUUCUCUCUCUUUUUUUUUCUCUCUUUUCUCUCUCUCUUUUUUCUCUCUCUUUUCUCUCUCUCUUUUUUUCUCUCUUUUCUCUCUUUUCUCUCUAAGCACAGUGGGCACUCAUCGAUUUUGCAGUUCUCGAGACAUGGGCCACCAGUGUCAAGAUAUCUGGUAUCCUGAUCAUGACCGCAUGUACCGUUCCUGUAUCUUCACUUGUUCUGGAGAUGGAUGCAAUGCUGCUGACUCCCUGAUAGCCUCUUGGAACCACCGCCUCCCUUCUCUUCUUGCACUUCUCAUUGGAUAUUUCUUUUUCUUGUAG
Molecule: messenger RNA, 2910 nt
Organism: Acanthosepion pharaonis
Lineage: Eukaryota; Metazoa; Mollusca; Cephalopoda; Sepiida; Sepiidae
Source: the annotation of a GenBank genome assembly